Messenger RNA from Oreochromis niloticus (Nile tilapia), 2289 nucleotides. It is a transcript of the gene cpa6, whose product is annotated as carboxypeptidase A6. Gene Ontology annotation, molecular function: zinc ion binding; metallocarboxypeptidase activity. The record is from RefSeq and is a predicted model, not a curated record. Gene Ontology annotation, biological process: proteolysis. The coding region runs from base 214 to 1557 and encodes 447 amino acids. The transcript has 12 exons. Lineage: Eukaryota; Metazoa; Chordata; Actinopteri; Cichliformes; Cichlidae.
UAAUCACCGUGCUGGGUGAUAAGUAGUGGAUCAAAGGGAGGCACGAAAAAAGCCUAGAACAAGGAGAGUCAUCUACGUCUCAUCAGAGGAAUUCCUCCAUGGUGGAGUCAGGCCAAGGCACUGACAGAAAUGCUAGCUGGUUAUUAUGACACUGGCUUCGGAGUACAGAGAUUUUAUUUGCACCCUUCAGAGUGUCUCCGUCUUUGAUCAGAAAUGGCACUGGACCACAGGGGAGCAUUUCGCGCAUCGAUUUUACUGACUUGUGUGAUAAUCUGCAAUAACGUGCUGUGUCCCGUCCUCGGCUAUCUCUACAACAACCGCUACGCAGGUGAUCAGGUCUUCAAGAUCACCCCGAGAAAUGAUGAGGAGGUCCGAACCCUAAAGGAAAUUCUCGGACACAUGAAGGUGGAUUUCUGGCAGCCCAACAGUGCUUCUCUAAUCUGUCACAAUGCCACAGUGGAUGUCCACGUGAAACAUAACGACACACAAGGUUUACACACACGCUUGAAGCAGGAAAAUAUUGAUAAUCAGGUAUUUAUCUCCAAUCUACAGAAGGAAAUUGAAAAGCAGUCAGGAUAUCGCUCCUCUCGCAAGCGGAGGUCAGAGGCUCAGUAUGACUACGAGGUUUACCACUCUCUGGAAGAGAUCCAGAGCUGGAUGUUUAGGAUGAACACAACCCACCCCAAUUUGGUUGACAUGUUCUCUGUUGGGAAGUCAUAUGAAGGAAGACCGCUUUAUGUGCUUCAGCUAGGAAAGAAACGUCGUCUCCAGAAGAAAGCUGUGUGGAUCGACUGUGGUGUUCACGCCAGAGAGUGGAUAGGACCGGCCUUCUGCCAGUGGUUUGUCAAAGAGGCUAUCAGCUCAUACCAAUAUGACUCUGUGAUGACAAGACUACUGAACCAGCUCAACUUCUACAUCAUGCCUGUCUUUAAUGUGGAUGGAUAUCGUUUCAGCUGGACUACGGAUCGGUUCUGGAGGAAGACACGGUCCAAAAAUCACAAGUUCCACUGCAGAGGAGUGGACGCAAACAGAAACUGGAAAGUAAAAUGGUGUGAUGAAGGUGCCUCUUCUCAUCCGUGCGAUGACACGUAUUGCGGUCCCUUCCCCGAAUCUGAACCUGAAGUCAAAGCUGUCGCUAAGUUCCUGCGCAAGCACAAGAAGCGUGUGGAAGCAUACAUAUCCAUUCAUGCCUAUGCACAAAUGCUGCUUUACCCAUAUUCCUACAAGUAUGCCACAAUCCCCAACUUCAACUGUGUGGAGUCAGCAGCUCACAAUGCAGUGACAGCCUUGUACUCUGCCUAUGGCGUGAGGUACAGAUACGGACCUGCCUCCACAACUCUGUAUGUCAGCUCAGGAAGCUCUAUCGACUGGGCAUACAGGAACGGGAUCCCCUACGCGUUUGCGUUUGAGUUGAGGGAUACGGGAUAUUUUGGUUUCCUUCUGCCCGAAUCACUAAUAAAGCCAACCUGCACUGAAACUAUGAGAGCCGUGAAAGCCAUCGCAUCAGGUCUGCUGAAGAAGUGCAAGACAGAUAGGGAGAAAUUUCCAUAUAUAUGACCGCACCCUCCGAGUUACCUAUCUCAGCACCUAAUAUUUUCCUGAGAUUUCAUAUUCCGCUCAGAUGUUAUCAGGUGGCGAACCGACAAAGAUCCUCAGAGCGUGAAUUUGAAUUUGUCGUUCAUCUUAUUCUCCUUUUUCUGAUAAGAGCUGAUGGUGAUGCAUUUUUGUGUGCAAAAAAACAAACACUAAAAAAACUUGAACCCUACAGGGUCUUUUAAGUAAUGCAUCUUUAAAAAAAAAAGGGGUUAUUUUUUACAGUGAAUAGUGGUCAUGUGAUCACUUAUUAUGCUACAGCAGCACUUUUAUGGUAAAGAUAAAGCUAAUUUUUUUUAUGUCUUCCAAAAUGUGCUUUAUUAAAUACAAGAUUAAAAAAAACAACAUCUUUAAGCCUGUUUUUAUUCUGAUUGUUUUUUUUUUCUAGGAAAUAUUCUUACCAAGUGCCACUCUAGAUUUUCAUAAAAUGCAUAAAAACCUUUAUUACUAAUAAUAAAUAUGCUCAAAGUGGUUACAAACUAGCACAAAGCAUAUGUAUAAAUUUCAGUGUAGAUCUUUUUGAUACCAUUUUUCUCUCUCUUUCAUUUGGUUCAGACUGACAUUUAGAAAGAAUGACCUGUGACCUCAGCAGCUUACUGUGUCAUUACUCAGGCAUGGAAAAAGACAGUGUCUGAAAUGUUUACUUGUGCUCGGCUAUGUUCUUAUCAUGAGAUCUUUUUAAGUGUCUGACCUGAA